Molecule: messenger RNA, 1681 nt
Organism: Drosophila eugracilis
Lineage: Eukaryota; Metazoa; Arthropoda; Insecta; Diptera; Drosophilidae
Gene: alphaTub67C
Product: tubulin alpha-4 chain
Exons: 2
Coding region: 105-1496 (463 amino acids)
Biological process (GO): microtubule cytoskeleton organization; mitotic cell cycle
Cellular component (GO): cytoplasm; microtubule
Molecular function (GO): structural constituent of cytoskeleton; GTP binding
Source: RefSeq, a predicted model, not a curated record
CUUUCGAACCACCAAAGAAAGAGUUGCACUUUUCGCGUGGCGAGGCCAACAAAAUAAUAUCUUAAUAAGCCCUCUACAAGAUCCUCUUACACAACCUCAUUAAAAUGCGUGAAGUGGUUUCCAUCCAGAUUGGCCAGUGCGGCAUCCAGAUCGGAAACGCCUGCUGGGAGCUAUAUCUUUUGGAGCACGGAAUCAACCUGGACGGCAGCUUGAAGAGCAAGGAGGAGCUUUUGGCGAGCGGAAGCAGUGCCAGUGUGGGUCACGACACAACCGCCAACGAUGCUCGGACCUUUUUCACGGAAACCGGGAAUGGCAAACAGGUGCCCCGCUCGAUUUUCGUCGAUUUGGAACCGUCGGUCAUUGAUGAUGUGCGGAAUGGUUGCAUGAAAGAUCUGUAUCAUCCGGAGCAAAUGAUUUCUGGAAAAGAGGAUGCGGCCAAUAAUUACGCCCGAGGAAGGUACUCCAUCGGCAAGGAGGUCAUUGAUAAGGUAACAUCAAGAAUGCAAAAAAUCGCCGAGCAGUGCGAUAGCUUGCAGGGAUUCCUCAUCUUUCAUUCGUUGGGCGGUGGAACUGGAUCGGGAUUCACCUCUCUGUUGGUGGAACGAAUAUCUACCGAAUAUAGUAAAAAGUGCAAGCUGGAUUUUGCCGUUUAUCCAUCGCCCAAGGUCUCUACUGCUGUGGUGGAACCAUAUAAUGCCCUGCUGACCACACACUCCACCAUGGAGCACUCGGACUGUGUGUUUAUGGUGGACAAUGAGGCUAUUUACGAUAUAUGUAAUAAUAGUUUGGGUGUAGAUAGGCCUGCUUACAGGAACCUAAAUCGGUUGAUCGCCCAAAUAGUCAGUUCUACAACGGCCUCGCUGCGUUUCAGUGGAUCGAUGAAUGUGGAUCUCAAUGAAUUCCAGACGAAUUUGGUGCCCUUCCCUAGAAUCCAUUUCCCAUUGGUGGCAUAUGCUCCGCUGAUGUCCGCUGAGAGGUCAUCCCAUGAACAGCAUGCAAUAACCACUUUAACCAAUGCCUGUUUUGAGUCAUCCAAUAUGAUGGUUAAGUGUGAUCCUCGUGCGGGUAAAUUUAUGGCCUGUUGCAUGCUUUACAGGGGAGAUGUGGUUCCCAAGGAUGUAAAUGCUGCAGUUUCGGCUAUCAAGUCCAAGCGGCACAUCCAAUUUGUAGAUUGGUGUCCCACCGGUUUUAAAAUUGGCAUAAACUAUGAAAAGCCAGCCUUUGUCCCGGAUGGAGAUUUGGCCAGGACUUCCAAGGCCUGCUGCAUGCUGUCCAAUACCACCGCCAUCUCUGUUGCCUUCUCGAAUCUAUCCUACAAAUUCGAUCUGAUGUUCAAGAAGCGAGCCUUCGUGCAUUGGUAUGUGGGUGAGGGUAUGGAGGAAGGCGAGUUCACAGAGGCGCGAGAGAACAUCGCCGUUUUGGAACGCGACUUUGAGGAGGUCGGUCUGGACAAUGCCGAGGAGGGCGAGGGCGAUGAGGAGUUCGAUGAGUUUUGAGCUUGGCUCAGUCACUUUUAUAUGCAUUAAAAUAUGUACAUAAUAAAACAAACAUGCUUUUAAAAAAAACUAUUUUAACUUUGUAAGGGAUAAAGUUUAUUAAACACAAGCUAAGAUAUCACCUAAUUCCUAUCCAGAAUAAAACCAGAACCAGUGAAAAAUAAAAAAAACACACUUUCCCAUUA